Molecule: messenger RNA, 641 nt
Organism: Emericellopsis atlantica
Lineage: Eukaryota; Fungi; Ascomycota; Sordariomycetes; Hypocreales; Bionectriaceae
Exons: 2
Coding region: 85-570 (161 amino acids)
Source: RefSeq, a predicted model, not a curated record
UAGAACCUGUACCUCACAGGAACCAGGAUCUGAGAGACUUCAUAUGAGUUUGAUUGCAAUUUGGCCAGGUUAUCUGGGGGAAUCAUGUUCGCCAAGAUUGCACGUGCUGCUGACUCAAAGCCGCCCGGGCUAUGGGUCAGCAGUCUCACCUUCUGCGGUUGUAGACACUGUAAUCGCGAACACGCUGUUGCACCCUCCGGGAAUGGUGGCAUCCCCGAUCGGGUAAGGCGCCCUCGCCGCCGUGACCCCGCCACCCUUGCUCAGCACCCUGUCGCCUCGCCGCCAUAUAAAUAUCCGACCUCAAUCCCGCCCCUCCGAUGUGUACUCUCGACUUCUCUUCCUCCCAACUUCUCCUCAGAAUGCUGGCCGCCCUCAUUCCUGGGCUGUUGCCUGCGCCGACCUGCAAUCUCUGCCCUCAUCAUGCUACGUGACGUGGCACCCAGCGCCCCUUCGCCUAGCAUCCUUGUCGCGACGGCUUUCAGAGAGCGCCCCUUCUCUCCCCUUCCACUCCGAACCUUGGCCGUCUCUACAGCUUCGCUCGGACAACAGACUCUCCGAGGAAGGACAUGAGCUUGCCUCUAGGUCCAGAAUAUCAUCAGCACCGGCGUUAUGGUGUAUCCUGCUGCCGUGAUCACGAACCG